Messenger RNA from Anopheles moucheti, 5099 nucleotides. RefSeq names its product E3 ubiquitin-protein ligase RNF123 (gene Kpc1). Gene Ontology annotation, molecular function: ubiquitin-protein transferase activity; protein binding. The coding region runs from base 1 to 4269 and encodes 1422 amino acids. NCBI's taxonomy places the organism in Eukaryota, Metazoa, Arthropoda, Insecta, Diptera, Culicidae. The transcript has 8 exons. Gene Ontology annotation, cellular component: cytoplasm. The record is from RefSeq and is a predicted model, not a curated record.
AUGGAUUUUCUUUCGACUGUGGCCAAUAUUUUUGAUGGCGACUGUACGGUUGCCAUCGGUGGUAAGAAAGACUGCGACCGGGAGCGCCAGUUCGUGCUGUCAGAGUUUAUUGCCGAAAUUGGAAUGUGGCUCGAUGAGAAGCUUAAUGAUCAUCCGUUCGAUCCACAUCCAGCGUACGAACCGGUCGAAGGAAGACUUGGCCCCAGGCGAACCGUUUUCGACGUGACAGAUGACGGAUCGAUACUGGUUUCGAAGGAUAAGCUGACGCUCCAGUCGCAGAAUGCUUUCUCGACGGUUAAAGCAAACUGUUGCGUCUACAGUGGCCGCUGGAUGUAUGAGGUUCAGCUACGUUCUAAGGGUGUCAUGCAGAUUGGCUGGUGUUCGGCGCACUGUAAAUUUACGCAGGACACCGGUGUUGGAGACACACGGUAUAGCUACGGGUUGGACGGUAGCAAGCAAAGGAUCUGGCACGUUUACACACAAAAGUAUGGUCCGUUCUGGCGCUCGGGCGAUAUUUUUGGCGUGUGCGUAGAUAUGGACGUCGGACGUAUUGAAUACUAUCGCAACGGUGCUCCACUCGGUGAAGCUUUUAAGGACAUCGAACGCGGACCCGGUCUAGCCCUGUAUCCGGCGGUUUCGUUGGCGUUUAACGACAGUCUCACCGCAAACUUUGGUGGGUCCCCAUUCAAGCAUCCGGUAGACCAAUACAAACCACUCCAGGAAGCACCGGACGUAGCACUGUACCAGGCGGACUGUCUGUUAAAAUAUCUCGUCAAUCUUUCCGGUACCAUUUCGCAACACGCGAGAGUGUCCAAUGGUAGUCAAAAAGUGUUGACCUCUCUCGGUGGUGGAGUAGUAACACCGGAAUCGAUGUACAUGUUGCUGGCGGCUUGUUUAAUCGAAAGGAUCGCCCCAUUGCUGGGCAAUUCGUACGUGGUAGAGGAUAAAGUGUUCAGCUAUAUCCGUGGGAUGUGUGUGCUACGCAGCAAUAGCCACGGAAGUAAGAAUGAAGCUCCGACACAGCCCGGUGCUCCGGAAAGCACGCUCGGCACAUUUUUCACCGUUUUGUGGACGUAUCUGGAGCAAGAAGAGAUGAAGCUGUUCCUGAAGAAAUUGCUCAACUAUCUUGCCAACACCUACAAGGAAACGCCCGUCGAUUUGGAGUAUGAAAAGCAGCGUAAAAUUAUCGUCAUACUGACGUGUGUCUGUAAUCAUCCGGCCACGCGGAAGUAUCUCCUCGAGUACAAGUUCUUCAAGAAGAACUGUCUGCCACUGUUUCUCUACACGAAACCACCGGACGAGUCGACACUGGAGCAGUUAUUACCCGAUGAUCACAUAUGGACCGAAGGAUUGGGGGGCUCGAAAGAAACGUACUUGGCUGCUUGCGAACGACUAAAGGCGCACACCUCCGUGCUGUACACGCUGCAAAAGAAUCUUAUCCACAUUCUAAUGAACAAUACUGAUGGAAAUGAAACAAACACACCCAGUAGCAGACGAAUAUUCGUGACAAAGGUUCGAAAGUUUGUGAUGGAAAAUAAUGUUGAGUUGCGAGGUUUAUACUCCUCGACCACACAACCUGCGAUAGGACUAUCGUUUCUUUGCACUCUUCUGGAUGUGGCCAAAACGAUAUGGGAGGACGAAUGUGAUCAUGGUGAUUUGCCCGGAAAAGCUGGCCCACCCACAAUCGAUUGUCGAUUUUUCUAUGAUGGAACGUUCAAAUAUUCUAACCUUGAUCGUAUUGGCGGUGUACUUUCUUAUCUGCGGAAACAUUUCCGAGCGCAACUUAUCGACGCGCUCGGUGCGGAUCAUCCGAGUGUGCUUUCGGCUGAUCAACCAAGUGAUUUGCGAAGUGAAAUUGCCGCGUUCAAUGUGUUUCUCGAUUCGGCCAUGUUUCUCGUCUCCGCGGGUCCCUCCACUGCCUAUUCUCUAGUAUCCAGAGCGGCCAACAGCAUCCCGGAUCGCCAUCAACAAUCCACCCAGCAGACUAUGAACGGGAUGGACGAUGGUGCCGGUUCGACCGCAACCGGGCAACCAUCGCCAAAAUGUACAUCCGGUACAAUUGGUUGCGGCCCGUUGGAUCCUUUCCGUGCCGUCUGUGAGCUGCUCGACUGUUGCGUAAUAUUCUACAAUGCCGUCGCGCACAAGUACGUAGUGAUGAUAGCGGAUCUGCGGGAUAACAUAACGCACCUAUCGGAUAUACUACUCGAGACGAAGAGCAACUGUGACGAAGUGAUGCACAAUCUUGAGGAGCUAAAACGCUGCACGAUCGGCGGCACAAGUAACUCCAGCCAGGGACAGAAAUCACACGAAGAGCUACUUAAUGAGCUAGAGGCACGCUUUGGACAGCGGAAGAGUAUUUUUGCGAAACGAUCGAUGGAACUAGCUCGAAAACAAGCGUGGUAUCGUUCAGUAGCUCUCGGAUCACACCGGCGACGACUCCUCUGCUGGUUGCUUGGAAUAAUUUUCGAAACAUUACACACCUUCAGCACGGAGGAAAUUUUGUUUGCGUUCCUGCCAGAGACGUACAUCAACGUAACGCCCAUCCUGCUCGACACUGUGCUCGAUUUUAGCUUUCACGACACUGCCAUCCAACACGAUCUUGCCGACGACACUGAGCUAAUUCGCUCGUCGGCCAACUUUCUAGCCAAACACCUGGCCGACCCGCGUGUUAUUCUUGCUUCCUGCAAGGACGCUCUGAUUCAGGCGCUCGGUUCACUAACGUGUCACGAGGCCGGUAUCCGUGCGCUGGAAAAUGCGACCCCGGACAAUCAACAUGCCCUUGUCCGUGCGCUGUUGCGUCCGUACGAAAACCGGGCCUGGGGACAGAGUAAUUGGUUGUUGUUGAGAUUUUGGCUCGGCGAUGGGUUCGCUUAUCGUGAAUCACGCCCACCGUGCGUAUGGCGUGCGGGUAAAGAUCCUGCCGCUACUCAACGAUCACUCGGACUGUAUCGUAGCCGGGCAAAGAAUGGUUCCCACACGGGUCUGCUACACCUGAUCGCACCGGCCUGCUCGUCGAAACAUUUCCAACGUCUGAUCAGUGAAAUGCUCAGCAAAGAUGAACCGUACUGUACAACGUUUUUGAAUUCCGUUCUGUCCCAGUUAAAUUGGGCAUUUUCCGAGUUUAUACACAUCCUUCAGGACAUUCAAAACAUAUCUCAACGUGACGAGCAGCUCGUGAUCGAAACAAAGCAACUCAAAAUUUGCUCCAUGUGCUUCGAGCUGACCGUGUCGCUUAUGCGUGCGCUAGAGAUGAUCGUAACGAUCACGCCCAGCCUGCUGCAAGACGCGACAAGGGCCAACAGCGAAAUUAUCCUUAGUCGUAUCUGUCAGCUAGCUAUUCAGGUGCUCUCACGCGUUACCGUUCCGCCCGGUUGUUUCCAGCACGUAAUGGACCUGUGCUUGCCGGAUCUGAGCAACGUGACGCACUUUGCCAUCAUCAGUGCCGCCUUUGGGAUGCUGCUGGCAUUGAUGCGCCACGAACUUGGCAGCUCGACGGAAUGCAUUACGAAAAUACCGCGCAUUUCAAAGUAUCUCCUCACGGACACUAGUUUCCACAUUGCCAGUUUGGAGUACGCACUGGGCGAGGUGAAGACACCGAUAACAAACAGUAAUGGUGAAGCACCUAGAGGGAACUUUGAUCCAAAGAUGCGGGCACACAUUGAUCCACUCACCAACGAGGUUCGAGUGCCUUCGCCGUUUCGAAAGGCUGGCAGCAGUGGUGGUUCGGUCGGCAUGAAGGAAAUCAUUCCCGAUCCACCCAUCAUCAAGUUCAAUAUGGCCGACUAUCCCAGCCAUGUUCUAGCGGAAGAAGUUGGACAAAUUUCGCGAUUGAUUGAGAUUUUGCAGUUACGUCAAACGCUGCUCUCGGAGAUAACCAUCCUGUCGGAGGAUUCUCUAUGCCCAAUUUGCUACGCCAAGUCCAAUUCGGCUGCAUUUGACCCGUGUCAGCACCAAUCUUGCGAGACAUGCAUAAUGCAGCAUCUCAUGAACAGCAAGCAGUGUUUUUACUGUAAAAUUCUUAUCACACGCGUUACACGCCAGGAUGGGGCAAUCAUUUACGAAGCUUGCAAUACACCUCCAGCACCACCAGCACCAUCUAUACCCCGAAUGGAAGUGUCUCCUAUGGUGCUCACAUCUUCCAUCCCAAUGACAUCGAUAGAUCAGGUAGCGGACGAAAAUAAUGGAACAUCGCCGACUCCGGAUGACGACACAUCGCCCAGUGCUAUCGAUGACUUUGAUGGACCGCGAAACAGUGCAACAUCAAUCUAGUCGUCACAUUUCCACAUAAACUAUAUGGCGCUUUUGAAGCGAACGCAUGUGUGUAUUGCUCCACUGACCACAAUAGCGCUGUGCACGUGUUUUGGAUAUGCAGCGCCUGGAUGUACGUAAUCACUAAUGAGACGGGUUUUCCAACUCUUUUUGAUUUCGACCCUUUUAUGGCCGAAGUUAGCCAACGACCAAGAGGUCUCCAUGAUCUCAUAUCAGGAGAGCAACACUGAGGGUGUAGGGAAAAGGAUUGCAUACAUCGAGGCGUGCAUGUCUGCUACAAACCGGAUGCACCAGCAACACGAAGAAGGAAAGUAAUACAUGCGUAAGUAAACGCAUCGUCGUUGUUGCAUAUCGUCUGUUUGUAUGUUGGCUUUUUGCGCGUGAAGAAAGUUCACUAACAUUCACUCAAACAUUCUAGUCAAUCAAAACCGUUCGUUAGGCGAAUGGUGCUGCUAUCGUGCACUUUUCGCGGAUGCGCAAGCAUUGUUCGGAGGCUUUAAGUAACCUCAACUCAUGAUCUCAUUCAUUAAAGACUACCAUUUUACGUCGAGGGUGUGUACUUCGAGGUGUUUUAGUAAUAGCAACAAUUCUAGCUAGCCAAUUUCAUUUCUUCAGUUGCGUAGCAUAGCAAUGUCCCUUUAGAACCACCUUACCUCAAUCUACAAUUUUUGCUCAGCUCAAAUACGUACUCCCGGGUUUUCGGUAGGCUCUUUACAGGCAACGCACAUGUAUCCGCGAUCGCUAUUAUCCUUAUUAACCUCCCACACAAGUAAGGAUCGUAAUUCAGCUUGAAGCUUCUCGGUAUGACAGCGAGCAGUGUGUGUUCCUUA